UCCUGCUGCUCCGUAUGCUUGAACUUGUUUAAGAAUCCCAUUGUUCUGUCGAAGUGAAGAAUAGGGAAAUCGGGGAUGAAGGGGGGGGAAGAGUGAGGAAGGGAGGGCGAGGAAAGUGCGGGCGGUCCACAACUUAUACGCGCAGGGCAGUCUGCCCUUGGGGUACCGAAAGAUUCCAACGGGGGCCCGGAUAUGGUGUGCCCUGUUUGUCCGGGAAGAAGCGGGUGAGAAAAUUCCAAGUCAUGGGGCAGGAUAGAAUCCGCCCCUGAUGGCCAUUGAUGUCGAGGAUUGUUCGAUGAAAAAUGGGUCCAUUCAGGUACGCAGCCAAAGGCCCGGUGGAGAUAUGCUUCUGAUGUCACAAAUUACAUUACUACUGCUACUAUUACAUUACUACUGCUACUAUUACAUUACUACUGCUGCUGCUGCUGCUACUACUACUACUACUACUACUACUACUACUACACUACUAUACUGUUAGACCAAGUACUGCUGUACUCUAGGUACUCUAGGUAGUCACUCGUACAACAUGCGAACCCAGUGACGACCUACAAUUCAUCGCCACUGCUCGAAACCUUUGAGGUUCAGAGAUGUCACGUCAUCAUCGUCAGUUCCUACAUGAACUGACCAGCAGAUUCUUCUUAGAACACUGAACCACUGUUUGAAUCAGAUGGUACAGGUACGACGACUGCCGACAAGUACCUGAGGUGGCACUGCAAGAAACCAUUACAGAAGGUUCCGGCCAGACCCACCGCUGUGAGCUGCUGAAUGCGAACAGAACCAUUUUUUUUCUAUUUUUUCCUCGGCUGGCUCGAGCCGUAGUUCGAGGCAGAUCACCGUGGGUGGCAAUGCCGAACCUCCGAGUUCCGAAAGUUCGGCAAGUUACCUAAUGACUACUAUACAGUAUAUAGGGAGUAUAUAGUGAGUAUAUAGUGAGUAUACAGUGAGUAUAGAGUAUACAGUAG
Penicilliopsis zonata CBS 506.65 is the source of this 962-nucleotide messenger RNA. RefSeq lists its product as hypothetical. Lineage: Eukaryota; Fungi; Ascomycota; Eurotiomycetes; Eurotiales; Aspergillaceae. The coding region runs from base 269 to 478 and encodes 69 amino acids. The transcript has a single exon. The record is from RefSeq and is a predicted model, not a curated record.